Molecule: messenger RNA, 3378 nt
Organism: Trichoplusia ni (cabbage looper)
Lineage: Eukaryota; Metazoa; Arthropoda; Insecta; Lepidoptera; Noctuidae
Product: membrane alanyl aminopeptidase-like
Exons: 16
Coding region: 16-3108 (1030 amino acids)
Biological process (GO): peptide catabolic process; proteolysis
Cellular component (GO): cytoplasm
Molecular function (GO): peptide binding; zinc ion binding; metalloaminopeptidase activity
Source: RefSeq, a predicted model, not a curated record
UGAUCGUCGUCAAUAAUGAAAAUAAUCCAGUCACGGGUUUCGUGCCCGAAAAGGUGGUCGCUACUGUACAAGAUGGUGGCGAGAACGACAUUAGUUUUACUCUUAGCAUGCGUCUGCACAAACGCGAUUCCUCGAACGCCACCAGUUUUGAGGAACACCAUAUUUGCAGACGAGCGCGUUGAAGGAGGUGUCUUCGAAAAUGUUGAUGCUUUCGACAACAUUGAACUGAGCCCACGCAACGCAACCUCCCCGUACAGAUUACCUACCACCACGAAACCCAUCCACUAUGAUGUCGUCUGGCAUAUCGACAUCAACAACCUGCAGUACCAAGGCAGUGUUGACAUUCAGAUCCAAGCCACGAAGUCCAACGUUAGCCAAAUCGUGAUACACUACGAUCACAUGCCAUCCAACCCAUCGGUCACAUUGCGACUUGGAGCCAAUACAAUUCAAACUUCCUACGAACUUGAACCAGCAUAUCAGUUCCUGAAAAUCAACCUGUUGAAUAAUGCCGUCCUCCAGUAUACUGAAAAUGCGCAAACCCAGACUACGUAUCUUCUUACAGUGGAAUUCGGUUUCACCCCAAUGCGUACUGACAUGUAUGGAAUCUACAGAAGUUGGUUUAAAAAUGCUCACAAUCAGGCAGAACAAUGGAUGGCGUCAACUCAGUUCCAGGCAACUGCUGCUCGCUACGCCUUCCCUUGCUAUGACGAACCUGGCUUCAAGGCCACUUUCAAAGUAACAAUCAGACGUCCUACAAAUUUGAAAAGUUGGUUCUGCACACUUCGCGAAUCAACCACACCGAGCGUUGUAACUGGUUACACAGACGACGUGUAUCAAAUAACCCCGGUCAUGUCCACCUACCUCUUGGCACUGAUUGUCGCCGAUUAUGAAUCUGAUUCUGUUUCUAACAACAACGGUAUUCUUCAACACGAAGUCAUUGCGAGACCUGGAGCCAUGUCAGCAGGCCAAGGAAAGUACGCAUUAGAAACCGGCAUUAGUCUAUUGAAUAUGAUGAACAACCACACCGCUUACAACUUUUACGACCAGAGCCCAUCCCUGAAAAUGACUCAAGCGGCCAUCCCAGACUUUGGAGCCGGCGCUAUGGAGAACUGGGGCUUGCUUACAUACAGGGAAGCUUACUUGAUGUUAGACGACAACCACACCAACAGUUACUACAGGCAGCUGAUCGCUUACAUCCUUUCGCACGAGAUCGCUCACAUGUGGUUCGGUAACCUGGUCACGAACCAAUGGUGGGAUGUUCUUUGGCUGAAUGAAGGUUUCGCCAGAUACUACCAGUACUUCCUUACUGAAUGGACGGUAGGCAUGGGCUUGGGGACUCGGUUCAUCACUGAACAAGUUCACACAUCCCUGCUCUCGGACUCGUCCAACAACCCUCAACCCCUGACCAACCCUGGAGUGGGUAGCCCGGCUGCCGUCAGCGCCAUGUUCUCAACCAUCACGUACAAUAAGGGAGCAGCAGUCAUCAGGAUGACUGAGCAUCUUCUCGGCAGCGUUGUUCAUACAACUGGACUCAGGAAUUACCUGAAAAAGCAUCAUUUCGGCUUAGCUUCGCCUCAAGACCUUUUCGACGCUUUGGAUGAUGCUGGUACCAACGCCGGUGCCUUCACAGCUUACGGCAAUGACUUCAGCUUAUCAGAAUACUACAGGAGUUGGACCGAACAGCCUGGACACCCCGUGCUCUUUGUCUACGUCGACCAUGCAUCUGGUGAAAUGACUAUUACUCAGCGUCGUUUCAACAUCAACACUGGUAUAUCUUCGAGAAACACGAACUACGUCGUACCAAUUACUUUUGUGACUGGCGCUAACCCUGACUUCUCUAACCCCAAACCCACUCAUAUCAUGAGGAAGAGCAGCAUCAAGAUCAAUCGCCAGGUGACUGGUGACCACUGGGUACUCUUCAACACCCAACAAACUGGAUUCUACCGCGUGAACUACGAUGAUUACACUUGGGAUCUGAUCAUUCAGGCUCUGAGAGGCCCGGACCGGACUAAAAUUCACGAGUACAACAAAGCACAGAUCGUCAACGAUGUCUUCCAAUUCGCUCGUUCUGGCCUUAUGUCCUACGAACGCGCGUUCAACAUUCUUUCGUUCCUGCAAUUUGAGACUGAAUACGCUCCAUGGGUUGCCGCUUUGACUGGAUUCUCCUGGAUUAGAAACCGUCUUGCAAACAACCCCACCGAACUCGCACAGAUCAAUACCAGAAUUCAGCAAUGGUCAGCUGAAAUUAUGGGACAACUCGGGUACACUCCUAUUGCUGGAGAGGAGUUCAUGCGCUCUUACUUACGAUACCAAAUGGCGCCAGUGAUGUGCAAUAUCGGCGUAUCUGCUUGUUUGACCGCUGCUAACACUCAGUUCAACAAUCUGAGACAAAAUAAUGUUGAAGUGCCAGUUGACAACCGCAACUGGGUAUACUGCAAUGCUCUCCGCAAUGGCAAUCAAGAAGACUACAACUUCUUAAGAACUAGGUUCUUCCAACACAAUGUUUACACAGAAAAGAUUCUGAUCCUCGGCAUCCUUGGUUGUACCACACACGAGGCGUCUCUCAAUUCGUUCAUGAACGAAAUCGUAUCAGAUAACUUUAUUAUCCGUCCUCAAGAUUACAAUUCUGCUUUCAACUCUGCUGUUACGGGCAACGAAAUUAACACUCAAAGAGCCUUUAGAUUUGUCCAGGAUAAUUUGCCAAGGAUUAUUUCUGCAUUCGGAAGUCCAGUUACCCCUCUUUCAUACAUAUCAUCAAGAUUGAGGACUAAUGCCGAAGUUCAAGCUUUCCAAACCUGGGCUACCGCAAAUCAGGCUACCUUAGGUACUCACUACAACUCAGUGCUCCAAGGUGUCCAAAACAGUGUUGAGAGCAUUCAAUGGGUUUCUGAAGUUCAAGAGGACUUGAACUCAUACUUCGUGAAUGGUGACGCUCCCAUUUCCACCACAACCAGUACUCAAGCACCAGUUACAGUGCAGGUGACUUCUACCCGCGUGCCUUUCGUGAACCCAGGCACACCAACGCUGCCCGUGGCUGACUCAGCAGCCACUUCUCUCGUGUCCAUCUGCCUACUAGCCGUAGCUGCCAUCGCAAACAUUAUUUUGUAAACACUAACUGCCAUAUAAUUAGUACUCCAUAAAAGAAAAGUAAGUCAGUAGGCAAAUUGUACAUUCUUUUGUUAUUGUACAAUGUACAGCCUGUCCCGUUUAAAUGUAAAGGAAUGUUUAUGAAAGAAGAAAUGCAAGUAAAAGUGCUGUUUUUCACAUACAGCUGAACUUUGAUCAAUAUGGAUUAAGAUAAGAUUGUGUUAAGUAAGCAUUACAGACAAGUUAAUUUAAUAUUGUAAAUUAUUGAAAAUAUAUUUAUAUUUUGUUAAA